Messenger RNA from Raphanus sativus (radish), 1396 nucleotides. Its product is annotated as OVARIAN TUMOR DOMAIN-containing deubiquitinating enzyme 1. Gene Ontology annotation, molecular function: ubiquitin binding; cysteine-type deubiquitinase activity. The transcript has 10 exons. Gene Ontology annotation, cellular component: nucleus. The coding region runs from base 169 to 1080 and encodes 303 amino acids. NCBI's taxonomy places the organism in Eukaryota, Viridiplantae, Streptophyta, Magnoliopsida, Brassicales, Brassicaceae. The record is from RefSeq and is a predicted model, not a curated record. Gene Ontology annotation, biological process: protein K48-linked deubiquitination.
GGUUUCCUCUUUUUCAGAAAUUUAAUUGAUUUUCCCUAAAGUUUUGUUUUUUUUUUCCUUCUUCGGUUCUUCCCCACAACCAGAGUGCUUGCUCCCAAACCGAUUGAAACUAGGUGGGAAGAUCAAAGUUCGCUCCUUUGGAUCGAUCUUCGUGUCUUGUGAGAGAGGAUGCAGAAUCAGAAUGAUACGGUGAAGGAUGAUGCGGAACUCGCUGCUUCCAUCUCGGCGAUGAAGGGUGAAGAAUGGGGAUGUUGCUCAGUGGAGGAACCUUCUUUUCAAGAAGAUGAAGCUGCCAAGGUUCCUUAUGUUGGUGAUAAGGAGCCUCUCUCUAGUUUAUCUGCAGAGUACCAAGCUGGGAGUCCCAUUUUGCUUGAGAAGAUAAAGAUACUGGACAGUCAGUAUGUUGCAAUCAGGCGGACCAGAGGCGAUGGAAACUGCUUCUUCCGAAGUUUUAUGUUCUCUUACCUCGAGCAUGUUUUGGAAUCGCAAGAUGGUGCUGAAGUGGAUCGUAUCAAGGUCAACGUUGAGAAAUGUAGAAAGACUCUCCAAAACUUAGGUUAUACGGAUUUCACAUUUGAGGACUUCUUUGCUUUGUUCCUCGAGCAACUAGAUGACAUCCUCCAAGGAAGUGAAGAGUCUAUAAGCUAUGAUGAGCUAGUUAACAGGAGUAGAGAUCAGUCUGUCUCCGACUACAUUGUAAUGUUCUUCAGGUUUGUUACUGCUGGUGAAAUACGAACGCGUGCAGAGUUCUUUGAGCCCUUUAUAACAGGAUUAUCAAACACCACAGUGGAUCAGUUUUGCAAGACAUCGGUUGAACCGAUGGGGGAAGAGAGUGACCAUAUCCACAUAACUGCUUUGUCGGACGCGCUUGGUGUUGCAAUCCGGGUUGUGUAUCUUGACCGUAGCUCAUGUGGUGAUACUGGAGGUGUCACUGUGAACCAUCACGACUUUGUUCCCGUUGGCACUAAUGAUGAGAAAAAAGAAGAAGAGGCUUCUGCUGCUCCCUUUAUAACCUUGCUGUAUCGUCCAGGCCAUUACGAUAUCCUCUACCCCAAGGUUUUGGACGACGUGGAAAAGUGAUCAUUUGACAUAUUAUGAAACCCAUUAGGAGAUGUUUACAAGCUGUGGUAAUAUGGAUUCAUCUGGAUAAAACCAUGUUACAUCACCAUGUCUUUACUCCUUGGUUAUGAUCAAAACGACCCUUUUGCAACCUCUGAAAAUGGAUUUUUUUUUGUUUUACUAUAAUACUCAUUGGUAAUCUUCUGUACCAAAUUGAACCAAAGGGUUUGCCAUAUAAACAAUGAGUCAAGGACAGAGGUCUAUGUUUGUUUUAAUGGCUUGUUUGAAUUAUAAAAAAAAAACAUUCAUGAUAUUGAAAGAUAAACGAUUACUAUCA